AUGAGGAUAUCAGUAAUACAUAUAUUUUACGUAUGGAUCUUGGUCACAUACACGGUGGCCCAGGAUUCUGAUGGAUGGGGCGAAUGGGGAGACUGGUCUGUUUGUUCAGCGGAAUGCAAUGUCGGUUUGUCCCAUAGGACUCGUACAUGCAUUGCGGCGACUUGCGCUGGGGAUGCCACUGAAGAAGUACAGUGCAAUUCACAACCAUGUCAAAUAGAUACCGACUCUCCGGACGUGGGGUGUUACGUGGAUACGACUGUGCGUGACCUUCGACACGCCGAACUCGUGGACAACGCCACUGCGAUGACACGUGAGGCGUGUAUCGACGCGUGCAGCGCUUCCGGUUUUUUCUAUGCGGCUGUUCAAAAAGGAAAAUUCUGCUUCUGUGGUAAUAGUUACGGUCGAUAUGGCAAAGCUUUAUCAGAUGAAGAAUGUAUGGCUAACCCUUGCACUAAAGAUGGAGCUCCUUUAUGCGGGGGAAAUCUCAGAAAUAGUAUAUUUUCAACAGAGAUACCAAUCCCUCCGAGGGUGGAAUGUCCUAAUGGUGGACUCCAAUACGGGGACGACUGCUUUAUAUUAUCAACAACAGCGAAGCCAUGGAUUGAUGCACAACGAGAUUGUGCAAACAUGGGAGGUUACUUGGCGAGAAUUAACGAUGCGGCCACUCAGGCUUUCAUAGAACUGACAAUUACACGUGAAAACAAACAUCAAAGUUACACAUUUGGUUUAAACGACAUAUCAUCGGAGGGACUGUACAGCUUUGCCGAUGGAGCAGAAACCCCGCUUGCAUUUGACAAUUUCAACGACGGGGAACCGAGUGAUACUGCCAAUUCAGUCAACUGCGCAGAACUGAAGGAAACAGCUAGCUACGAAUGGAAUGAUGUUGGCUGUGGCGGGGACAAGGCGUAUAUUUGUCAGACCCCGUUAGUCAGCGAUCAAGAUGUAACCUGUGGAGUACACUCAGAGGGCGUACUAUACAACUCCAAAUGCUAUAUUUUGGUAGAGAAUGAGCUCUCAUUUGACGACGCCGUUAGCGACUGUGCCAUGAGAAGAGGCAUGUUGGCUUCCAUUACUGACAAGGAAACCCAAAUGUUCCUGUACAAACAUAUUUUGAGAAGCACUUCUACGUUGGAUUGGUAUUUUGGUUUGAAUGACAAAUUCACAGAAGGCGUGUAUUUAUUCCGUGAUGGUACUGCAUUGAAUCGCAACGUAUUUAAUAGAUUUGCGUAUCAGAAGCCAGACGAAGAUACGGCUACUCAUGAUUGCAUAGUAUUAGAUGCGGGCGAAAAUUACUUAUGGGAUGACGCAUCAUGUAGUGUUCUUAGACCUUACAUAUGUGAAACAGAUACUUCACCACAAUCGAUAUGCUCACCCGAAUGGCACGAAUACAACGGGCAUUGCUAUUUACUAAACGAUAAAGGGACAAAUAACACGGAUUCAGUUAAGGCAUGUACGUACGAUGGCAAAGAACAUCUACUAAAACUGGAUAGUGUGGACGAAUUAAAUUUUAUUACGGCUACAUACCCUGUGACCCAUGUAUGGCUCGGUAUGCAAUAUUACCCAGAUGAAGAUGUCUAUAAAUGGUUUGAUGGCAGUGAUUUAGAUGCAACGUUAGAUAUUUGGGAUAUCGGUGAACCCGAUAAUGACGUCACUCAGAUCUGUACUUUCAUUCAUAAAACUACUGGCUUAGUACGCGAUCAAGCGUGCAGUACAAGUUAUAUCAAAACUGUUUGCGAAAUGAUUCCAUUGUAACCAAGAUCGACCGAAAUCCAGACCAAGACAGUAGUGUUAAACGUAACAGAAUUUACGAAAAAUGCCUCGGUGAAUUAAUUUGUUUUACUAUUGACUGUGCACGUGACAUUACCUAAUCUAUUUUCUUUUACGUGAUUUCGUGGAAAAUAUUUUUUGUUUCAUCAGCAAGUAGUAUUUUUUUUUCAAAACUGUGAACCUGGAAUAGGUGUCUGCUAUAAGACCACGUCUCUCUAGAUUGUGCCAUGAUCUGUAAUAAAUUACUACCU
Molecule: messenger RNA, 2018 nt
Organism: Saccoglossus kowalevskii
Lineage: Eukaryota; Metazoa; Hemichordata; Enteropneusta; Harrimaniidae
Product: macrophage mannose receptor 1-like
Source: RefSeq, a predicted model, not a curated record